UUUUGUACGGUGUACAUUCUGAUCCAAGGAUCAGCUGGAGGCAGCAAUAAACAAGGAAAAUCUGCGGCAGGGCAACAUAGAGCAGAGGAAGGGAGAAAAAGAGCCGCAGAUGUUAUGAUAUAAAGACAUCCGUGUAAAUUUUUUACACGAAGCCCUUCUUCUGAGAAGAAAGCCUUUUAUUUUUGUAUAGUGGUGUUUUAACUACCUCAUGUAAAGGCUAUCUAAAGCUAUGCUUUAAGAGCUGUGUCUAAAGUGUCGUUUACAUCUUAAAUAAGACUUCAAAGGCAGGCCUUUGUUACAAACCAAGUGAAUCUUUUGCACUACGAAAGCCUCUCGAGUCCCCUUUUGUCAAUCAUACAAGACCAGACAAGAGGUUUAAAAAUAAAAGGAACUCACAAAAACCAAACAAAUACCUUCAGAAAACAUCCACUUACAGUAAAUUGUAACAAAAAAAAAGGCAGCUAAAACCAUUCAACUUUGGUGGAAGAAGAGGCACGUCUGCAGUAAACACUCAACAUCAGGAGAAGCAAUGUUUCAGCGUCUUAGCAACCUGUUGUUUGGGGAAGUAGAAGAGGUGGCAGCAGAGUUGAAGGGUCCCAACCCAUGUCUGACAGAGGCGGAUGAGGAGGGAUGGAUGCUUGUCAACCUGCCUGCAGUAGACUGCAGGAUGCAGGUGGAGGAUAAAACGGGGACUCUUUCUGAACACAAUGUCUCAUUAGAGCAUCCAAAUGCACAUACAAGGACAGAAUGCCGCCCGCCAAACAAGCGGCGUAGAACACAUAAAGUCCGGGGCUCGGCGGACCCUUCCAAUGUCCCGCCUGGCUUCAGCACAAAUUCAAUACACUUGGGUGCUGUCACACCUAUGAGCCUGCCCAGACAAGUCAGACUAUCCACCCCUUCCUCCACCCCAUCGAUGUCCCCAGAUCCUGGGAGUGAGUGUGGGGGGAAUGGGGGGAGAAGUAGGGAAGGCUCAGAGAGAGGCUGCAUGGAUGAGAGUUGGUUUGUCACCCCUCCCCCCUGUUUCACUGCAGAGGGAGCCACAGCGGAGGCCAGUCCCAUGGAAGAUCUGCUCAUAGAGCACCCCAGCAUGUCUGUGUACGUCUCACCAAACAACACGUCCAUGGUCUCCACUAGCGACCUGUCUGUGGUGGGGGAGGAAUGCAUUCUUAGCCUGGCCAGCAGCGUCAGCAGAGUCUCUGAACCAGGCGUCAUCCCAGCUGCCCGGAGCACCAUGCCCACCAGAGUGACCCGUGGAGGGGCUGCCCACCCUGGAGCUUUGGCCAAGGUCACCCAGGUGGCCAGGGUCCAGCGUUGCAAAGCCCGCAUCGAUAGACGACAUCUAAGUCGCAACCAUAUCCAGCGGCAGAAUCGCACAAGGGAGCAGGUUCCUUGCCACGCAGCCCACGCCAGAAAUACCUUUCUUCACCAGCCCAGCAAGCGCAACUUCUGCCACUAAAACAGCAACCAUGUUUAACCUGAGGGCAUUAGCUGUGCACUGUCAAUAAAAUACACACAAAAGGUUCAUCCACACUGGCACACUUGCCUUGAUUCCCUCGGUAUAUACUAAAAUCCUAUCUCUAAAAAAGCUGCAUAGUAUAUUAAAACACAAUCGGAAUUUUGUUUGUCGCAGGGAGUCUCAGAUCAGCUAAUAAUUUCAUCAACUUUACUUAUAUUCAGGCCCUCCCUAUUCCAAAAAGAAAGAAAUGAAAUCAUAUUCACAUAUUUUUUUGCUUUUUACUUUGACUAUUAGAAGGCAUUUGCUCCCUACAUCUUCAUGAUUUAAAAUAUAUACUACAUAUAUUACGUUUUAUGUUAAAGAUAUAAAGUUGAAACAGCAAAGUGAGUGUUUAGACUUAAGCCUAAGUAGUGUUUUGCAGUGAAUACAAUUUAAAAAAAGCUUUUGGCUCUUUGGAUAAAAUACAUUUUAUUCAGGCAAUUUGGAAGUUUACAGUAGUGAGAGAAAAACCACUGGGCAUUGAUUAUCCCCUCAUUUUGCACUUGAAAGAUGACAAGAUGUUAGAGAUAGAAUAUUCCUCUCUCAUCUGUCUUUAUCAGUGAUAAAAGCAAGUAGAAGAUGGUGUGAGAAUGUGCAAAAGUUUAAGCAAUGUCACAAUGAGUCAUGAUAACAAAAAAAAUUAGAGUGAACAAAAAGCAGGGUGUUUUUGAUGUCAAUGACUACAAGGAAAACCUUGGGUUGCAAGGUGUAGCAGGUUAAAGUAGGUGCAAAGUGGUAUUGAUUUCAACUCCUUGUUUUACCUUUUAGCUAUUAGUUUUGAUUGCAAAACCAGCUAUUAACAGCAAAGCUCCACAUAGCUACAAACUUUUUGUCACUCCUUGUCUGCAACAUUUAAAGUCAUCAUGUGAGUUGUUAAUGAUCACACAGCGUGGUUAGUUUCUAUCAUUUGUCAGUCAUGUUAAACCACAGAGUCUGAUGAUUCCUGACACCAUGUGAUUCCCAAACAAGUGUGAUGUAGUUACACAAUCUAAUUAGCGAACCAUCCUUAGAUGAAAUUGCUAGGAGAUAGACAUAUUUUUUCCCCUGAACAUCCCUCAUUCAUCACUUUCAAGUCACUGAUGGAUGUCUCAUAAAUAAAUGUGUCUCCUUGUUGUCAGCACAUUCAGCUUUAACAUCGUUUACUUUAAAGAUCUAUAUUACUGAUAUGUAUUCAACAAAAAAAAUAAUAGUAAUCAAUGGUGCUGAAGUGUAUAACCAAUGUUUUUAAAUUAACUGAGACAUGGAUGUAAGUUUGCACUGUUAUAUAUUUAGUGAUUUACACUUUUAGAGGUGUGGUGUGCUUGUUAAUUUACUUGUUUGCUUUUACUUUUGUGUUUUUGAUUUGAUCCUGAUUGUGUGUGUGCAAGAAUAAGUACUGUCACCAUAACUCUUAGAAACUCUUGUAAAAAAAAAACGUUGAUGUGGGUCAUUUAUUUCUCUUGUAAAUAUUGCAGAAGGAUGUGUGCUCUGGUAGAUGUCAAAGCCUCUCAGGACUAAAGUCCACAAUAUUGUGUCCAGUGAGACUGAGCAGAGUCUGCUCUCUGCCUAGGAUAGGUGCUUCUUUUUAAACCAGAAGGGCAGUUAAGUGGCCAAAAUUGUGUCUUUACCCCAACUUUUGUCUCAUCACCCUCUGAAGUAUCUUUGAAAAACAGCAUGACACUACGUGCCAUUGGCAAACUCCCCCCUCUAGUGGCUCCACCUAGCACAUCACUUAGUGAAAGAAUUCCAGUAAAGUUGUUCAGAUCCAUCUCUCCUGGUUUGUUUAAAGGACAAAUAUUUGUCUGUAUUUACUGCAGAUUUUAUUUUUCCCUAUCUAAUUAGAUAAAAUUAUUUUCUUUCCCUAAAAUUACCUUUUUCUAAUAUUAAGUUUUACCUAAAACAUUACCUAAAACAUAGCUUUUCACACGAUUCCAAAUAUCACCAGCUCUUUUUUUUUCGCUCGUUUUAAAGGUGACUGAUGGUCCCUGUCAAAUCCUCAAGUGUGAUGCAUGUGUCUAAGGUGACAAGGGUAGUCUCAUGUGCACAUACAUGUACGUAUAAUGAAUUCUGUUUGGUCUACUGCACUUUUCCUGGACUUUCCCUUUAAAUUGAAUGUGCCUGAAAUGUAGAGUUUUUGUUUGUGGGUGAAAGAAAGCAUGUACAAAGGGAGACCAGGGUCAUAACAAGAGGUUACAGGUGAAUGUGUGUGCACGCAAAUUCAUAAUAAUAAUAUAUCUCCUGCUGAAAACCUGUUCUGGCUUCUUUUUUCCCUUUUUUCUUUUCCUUUUGAAAAAAAAAACAAUUUUAUCCAUGUUUUGUUUUGUAAAGGAAGAACUUUAGAAGUAGGUGUCAUCUGAAGCUGUGAAAUUGGACUGAUCACCCAAUGUGUUGAGCCUCUGUGACAUGUCAGACAUAGAUGAGGACAGAAAGAGGCAGGAGACUAAUAGUUUUGAUGUAUAUGAAAAAUACAAAAAUGUAUAAAAAAACAAAUCAGUAGAAAUGCUUGUAUUUUCUCAUAUAGUUAUAAAAGAGUUGUUCAGCAUUUUAAACAAAAAAAAAGGCAAUGAAUGUUUGGGGAGUUUCUUGUUGUCAUGCCCUCAAUUGAUGGCAGCUUAAAAACAUCUGGGUUUUCACCCGUUUUACAUCUGAAUUACCCACCUCUCUUGCAAUAAAAAUGAAAUAUAUACAUGUGUAAAAUUUGGUGUACCUGAAAUCUGUAGAACUUGUGCCUUUCACUGUGUUUGCAUGUUUUUUGUGUUGCAUUUUUCCCUCCUAACAGCUGGAUGCCUAACCAUUGACAGUCAAGAUCUAUGCAAAGAUGGGGGUUUUCCAGCAACCACUCAAACGACAACAGUAUCUGCUCAUAAAACAGAGAAAAAAAUACAAUUACCAACACCGACAAUAAAUACUCAGGUUAACACCUGAA
Oryzias latipes (Japanese medaka) is the source of this 4400-nucleotide messenger RNA. It is a transcript of the gene tp53inp2b, whose product is annotated as tumor protein p53 inducible nuclear protein 2b. Gene Ontology annotation, cellular component: autophagosome; nucleus. Gene Ontology annotation, biological process: positive regulation of DNA-templated transcription; autophagosome assembly. NCBI's taxonomy places the organism in Eukaryota, Metazoa, Chordata, Actinopteri, Beloniformes, Adrianichthyidae. The record is from RefSeq and is a predicted model, not a curated record.